Molecule: messenger RNA, 933 nt
Organism: Uranotaenia lowii
Lineage: Eukaryota; Metazoa; Arthropoda; Insecta; Diptera; Culicidae
Exons: 1
Coding region: 1-933 (310 amino acids)
Source: RefSeq, a predicted model, not a curated record
AUGAGUUUAGCAUCUGACCGAGACACCGUCAUUGUAGUGGGUGAUUAUAAUCUUCCACUUCUUCAUUGGACGCAUGACCAUGAAACAGAUAGUUUUCUGCCGACGAACCCCUCAUCAGAAAUUGAAAUCGCACUCACCGAAACGUUACUUUCCGCUGGGUUGCACCAGGUCUUUAGCAUACCUAACAACAGUUUGCGCUUUAUAGACCUUGCGUUUUCAAAUUCCCGAAAUCUGGACGUUUUCGAGCCAGCUGUCCCGAUUUUGCCUACGGACCGUCAUCAUAAGGCAUACAUUCUAUGCCUAGAUAUCAACCAAGUGGAUAGUCCCCACGAAGAACCCGUUGGAGAGUUUGAUUUUGAUUUUGGUAGAUGCGAUUAUGUUUCGGUUGCUGCUGCGUUAGUUUCGACAGAUUGGGAAUCUCUGCAGGCUGCCAUAAACGUGGAAUUCGCUCUUAAUUUAUUUUACGUAAAACUAUAUUCUGUUUUAAAACAAAUUGUACCUUUAAAACGUACAAAUCGUUCCAAAACUACUAAGAACGCAUGGUGGAACUCCGAUUUAAGGCGACUAAGGAACCAGCUACGUAAAGUUCGCAAAAGCUUCAACAAGAACCGCACAGAAGCUCUUAGAUGUCACUUGAGGCACUUGGAAAAUGAAUUCAAACAUCUAAACGACCUUCUCUACCGACAACAUAUAUCUCGACUCGAAGAAAACCUUAAACGGGAUCCAUCAUCAUUUUGGGAGCAUUUUAAGGGUAGAAAACAUAACGUCCCCGUACCCGUAGAUGUAAGCUUCAAUGGUGUCACUGCCUCCAAUCAAGCCGAGUCGGUCAAUUUGUUCGCGGACUUUUUCCAAAAUGUGUACUGUUCUGUUGAUAUUGAUGCAGACUGCAACUACCUUGCAUCGUUGCAAUCUUACGUUGUAAAUUUGCCUUAA